GAAAGCUUAUUUUAAGGGAAAACUUGUCAGUUGAGGUUAUGGUACUGUCGGAAACAGCAAAAAUAUCUGAUCCGAAAUUUGCCCUUUAUAUAGAUCAAAAAUUGCAAAAUUGCCAAUUCAGUCAUUCUCCUAACUUCUAGCUCCUAUUCCUGCGUGGCUUUAUUCGUAAUUUUCUUCAAUUCUAAUGUUGUUUCUAUUUCUUUGUUGAUUCUCUCGUCACAGUCUAACCUGCCACUACUCUUUCCAUUCUCUCUCAAAUGGAAUCGCCAUCUCUAUCAACGGCAACUCGAAUUUCAACGAUCAGAGAAUCAGAAAAUUCCUUUUAGAGAGAGAAACAGAAACUGUUAUAGAGAGAGAAAGAAAGAAAGAACUGUGAAAUUCAAAGGGAAGGGAUGGCGAUCCCCGAAGCUGACCGCCAACGAACCAAAGGGAGACCUCCAACGUCGUCGUCAAGUCGACCGGCGGCUCGACCGCCGGUUGGAGUUAGAGUUCCUCUCCGGCAGCUGCUUCGAGUCGCCUCCGUCGGGUGCGGGAUACAAUUCGGGUGGGCCUUACAGCUCUCUCUCUUGACACCUUACGUUCAAGAGCUAGGUAUACCUCAUAAGUGGGCCAGCAUCAUAUGGCUCUGCGGACCGCUUUCAGGCCUCCUGGUGCAGCCUCUGGUGGGCCACAUGAGUGACCGAUGCACCAGCAAGUUCGGUCGUCGCCGACCUUUUAUUGUGGCUGGUGCAGUCUCCAUUAUCAUAGCCGUUUUGAUCAUCGGUCACUCUGCCGAUAUCGGGUGGUUGUUCGGCGAUAGAGGGAGCUAUCGCCCUAGAGCUAUCGUGGUGUUUGUUUUGGGGUUUUGGAUUCUUGAUGUUGCUAAUAACAUGACUCAAGGUCCUUGUAGAGCUCUUCUUGCUGAUCUUACUGGAAAGGAUCAUCGAAGAACUCGAGUGGCAAAUGCUUACUUCUCGCUAUCCAUGGCUGUUGGCAAUGUUUUUGGCUAUGCAACAGGAUCAUACAGUGGUUGGUUUAAGAUUCUUCCAUUUACCAGGACAGCUGCCUGUGAUGUUGACUGUGCAAAUCUCAAGUCUGCUUUCUUUCUAGACAUUGUUUUUAUUGCAAUUACAACAUAUCUGAGUGUUUUAGCUGCUAAGGAAGUGCCUCUAGGUUCAUGUCAUAGAUCUACACCCGUUCACGGAGAGGCGCCUGAACAGCUAGGUGGCCAGGCUGAAGAAGCAUUUUUAUGGGAAUUAUUUGGAACAUUUAGAUAUUUCUCAGGCCCUAUAUGGAUAAUCUUGUCUAUUACUGCUCUGAAUUGGAUUGGAUGGUUCCCUUUUCUUCUCUUUGAUACUGACUGGAUGGGUCGAGAGAUCUAUGGUGGUCAGCCAAAUGAAGGGGAGAAUUAUAAUGCAGGGGUCAGAAUGGGCGCAUUGGGAUUGAUGUUGAAUUCAGUUGUUCUGGGAAUUACUUCAGUGCUUAUGGAGAAGCUUUGUAGCAAAUGGGGAGCUGGUUUUGUCUGGGGAGUUUCAAACAUUCUCAUGGCUCUGUGCUUUCUCUCAAUGCUCAUUCUAUCUUAUGUGGCAAGUCAUAUGGAUUUUAUUGGCCAUGAUCUACCCCCAGAUGGCAUUGUGAUUGCUGCACUAGUGAUUUUUGCCAUUCUUGGUGUUCCAUUGGCAAUCACUUAUAGUGUUCCUUAUGCCUUGAUAUCUACUCGUAUUGAGUCUUUGGGACUUGGCCAAGGAUUAUCCAUGGGUGUCCUGAAUCUUGCUAUUGUUAUUCCACAGGUUGUGGUGUCUGUGGGAAGUGGGCCAUGGGAUCAACUAUUUGGUGGUGGAAACUCGCCAGCUUUUGCUGUAGCUGGUGUUGCAGCCCUCACCAGUGGACUGAUGGCAAUCUUGGCUAUCCCUCGAAGUAGUUCACAGAAGCCCAGGGCCCUCCCAUGAGUAACUAAGUUUCCAGAAAUACUGAUUGAGGCCUCCCUUCAGAAUAGAAAUGGUGGACACCACGUGGAAGGAAUGACGGAAAAUGAAAAUACUAAUAGGGUAUUAUUUUGCCUAUUUAUGAUGGCAACUUAAAUGUAAUGUUAACAGAUAUUAUAGCUUUCAAUGAAUUUUGUCCAAAGCAAAAAAGAAAGCUAUAUUGUAGCUUUCAUUGAAUUCUGGAUGAGACAAGUUAUCUAAAAUCAGUGGAGAAUUUUUUUUUUUUUGUUGAAAAACCUGUCCACCUGCUGGAAAUGUUGGUGAAAGCCUCGUAUGUUGCAUUCAAGAAUCAGUCGAUUCAGUCCCAAGACUACUUUCUUAGCGCCAAGAUAAGUUGCUGCUGAUUGGGAUCUAUUCCUUACGAAAACAUCAAACUUUUUUUUUUUUGGGUGAAAGGAAAUCUUGCAAUUGUCCAAUUUGUGGCCCAAUCAUGAUGUAUUGGAAUCUCAUGCAUUUUGUGCCCGAAUUUGUUGGAUGAAGGUGGUGAAUUAUGCUUUAUGGCAAACAGUAUGUGAGUUGUGCUGAAUGAAACCUUGAUGGGGACGUCUUUUAUGCUCUGAUUUUUUUUUUUUUGAA
Molecule: messenger RNA, 2540 nt
Organism: Durio zibethinus
Lineage: Eukaryota; Viridiplantae; Streptophyta; Magnoliopsida; Malvales; Malvaceae
Product: sucrose transport protein SUC4-like
Biological process (GO): transmembrane transport; sucrose transport
Cellular component (GO): vacuole; plasma membrane
Molecular function (GO): sucrose:proton symporter activity
Source: RefSeq, a predicted model, not a curated record